AGAGUUGGACUCAAAAACUAUCCUCCACAACAUCAUAUAAAUAUACUAUUCCAAACCCUUAUGCCCGCUUGCUUUAUUUUCUCUUUACUAUUUUCAAACCCUUCUGUAAUUUUGUGUACGCCGCCAUGGCAGUACUGAGCCACCUCAGAGUGGCGAUGCGGCCCCUUGUUUCACAUCGGCUUGGUCUCAUUCGAGCUUAUGGAUCAGCGUCUGCGGCUCAGUUGGACUAUGAUUACUACUAUUAUGAUGAUGAAGAGGAACAACGGGGGAACGGGAAGCGGAGGGCAAUGGAGGAAUCCGAGGAGGGGUGUGAUAGGGUAGGGCGGGGAGUACAAUGGGUCGUUAUUGGUGAUCCAGUGGUAAGGCGACACGUCUACGCUGAAAGGCUCUCGAAGCUUCUGGAUGUUCCGCAUAUUUCAAUGGGUACACUUGUUCGUCAAGAGCUGCACCCUCAUUCUGCCCUUUACAAACAGAUUGCAAGUGCGGUGAACCAAGGGAAACUAGUACCUGAGGAAGUAAUUUUUGGGUUGUUGUCGAAGAGACUGGAGGAAGGGUACUGCAGGGGUGAAACCGGCUUUAUUUUGGAUGGAGUACCUCGCACCAGAAUUCAGGCUGAAAUCCUGGACCGAAUUACUGAUAUAGACUUGGUGCUGAAUCUUAAAUGCACAGAGCAUAUGGUAAAGAAAGAUCUAGGCAAUCGAACUUAUUCUCGUUCUCGAGAUUUUCAUUGCUUGGCUGGCUCGGGAUUCAAUUUAAAUCUUCAGCCAAAAGAUGGCCAACUGGAAUCUUCCUGUGCUGACAAAGAUACUGCCUGUAAGGAGAAACUUCGUGCGUACUUAGAGCAGAGGAAGCCCGUCGAAGAAUACUAUAAGAAGCAGAAGAAGCUUCUCGAGUUUCAUGUGGCUGGCGCGCCCGGGGACACUUGGCAAGGUCUUUUGGCUGCAUUGCAUCUGCAGCACAUGAAUGCUGUCUGUUCUUCUCUCAAUUCACCCCAGAAGUUGGUAGCUUGAUUUUGAAAGAUUCAAUUUCUGAUAGUCAUUCCAGUGGGGUAGUAAAUACAAAGAAAUACAGAUAUAGUAGAGUUCGUAGUAAUUUUGUAGUAAAUGCAUCUACUUUUUGGCAGACGAAAUGUUCGAGUGUUUGUUCGUUAAGUAAUAUGUUCUAGAGAAAUUAGUGUAACUUCAGAAUGAAAUGGAGAGAAGUAAAAUUUGGCUUAUUUUUCGCAUUAUACAUGGCAAAAAUUUGCUCUUCA
This is a messenger RNA of Olea europaea var. sylvestris, 1252 nucleotides long. Its product is annotated as probable adenylate kinase 7, mitochondrial. The transcript is spliced from 4 exons. Gene Ontology annotation, biological process: nucleobase-containing compound metabolic process. Bases 126 to 1010 code for a protein of 294 amino acids. Lineage: Eukaryota; Viridiplantae; Streptophyta; Magnoliopsida; Lamiales; Oleaceae. Gene Ontology annotation, cellular component: mitochondrion; cytoplasm. The record is from RefSeq and is a predicted model, not a curated record. Gene Ontology annotation, molecular function: ATP binding; AMP kinase activity.